Molecule: messenger RNA, 962 nt
Organism: Tupaia belangeri chinensis (Chinese tree shrew)
Lineage: Eukaryota; Metazoa; Chordata; Mammalia; Scandentia; Tupaiidae
Product: DDB1- and CUL4-associated factor 4-like
Exons: 2
Coding region: 260-529 (89 amino acids)
Source: RefSeq, a predicted model, not a curated record
UAGCCAACAGGACUGUGGCCAGAGCGAUGACGAGGCGCCGUCGCCCCGGUGCAGCCGAGCUGGGAGUCCUUCCGGGCCAGAGCUACCAGGUUAUGACUUGACCCUGAAAAGAAAGCUACUUCCGCCUGCUCCCUGGACAAGUUUAACUGUAAACCGUUCGCAAGAGGGGAGCAUCCGCAGAAGAAAAUGGAGAGCAAGUGACUGAGGCUGCAAGAGGACUAGGACAAACAGAAAAAGAAAGUAGCCAGAACGCGGUUUAAUGCACCUUCCUGGCGCCGAAAAGAACCAGCUGGGUUUUCUCAACACCACAAAUAAUCACAAUCUAUCCCAAGGGCUGCGAGUGAGCAGCGUACAGAGGAAAAGGGCCCAGACUCCGAAUUCUGAUCCUUCUGCUUUGGCAAGGGGCCAGUUUAAUCUCAUGCUGGCGGACGCCAAUAGUGAUCGGCUCUUCACGUUGAACCAAAGUGGGAGGCUCCGAGUGUGGCAUCAUCAGCUUGCAUGGCCUGAGGACCCCGUCUCUCAAGGUUAAAUAAAUCUUUAGAGGUCCUCCACCAGGCGAAGACUUUGUAACCCAUAUGUUCAAACAGGUGACUGCAUACUCUGGGGGAGACAUUAAUGAAGGAACACACUUGAACCUCGUUGGAAGGGACUCUAUGAAGUUCUUUUAACUUUUCAUGCAGCAGUCAAAUUAUAGGAUAUUAAACUUGAGUUCAUCUCUCUCAAUUAAAAAAUAAUUCUUUGGAAGCCCUUGGUCUGUCAAACUACAGCUGAAUUAAAAUGAAAGAGAUUCAAGGGAAGAGUUUUACCCAGAAGCAAAUGACAACGUGAAGUAAACUGUUUUCCACUCAAGAACAUGGAUCAAGAACUCAUAGGAUUUCCUUUUAUUUUGCCAUCAAUUAUUUUUUAAUAAGAAUUAUUAAUUCAGUUUUAUUUAUUAUUGUUUUUAAAUUCGAUAUAGGACU